Molecule: messenger RNA, 2430 nt
Organism: Talaromyces marneffei
Lineage: Eukaryota; Fungi; Ascomycota; Eurotiomycetes; Eurotiales; Trichocomaceae
Exons: 3
Coding region: 1-2430 (809 amino acids)
Biological process (GO): telomere maintenance via telomere lengthening
Molecular function (GO): double-stranded telomeric DNA binding
Source: RefSeq, a predicted model, not a curated record
AUGUCAUCUUUUGUCAACCCGCUGGAAAAGUACCCAUUAGGUGCCACACCGCGUAGCACGCGGUCGGGCGCGGCGUCAUCACAAACCCCUGACAUGGGAAAAGACUCGCGUAAGUCUGCAAAUGCAGCGCCAUUGCCAGCAAAGACUUCAAAGGCCCAGCAAACUGCAUCGUCCCGUCGGUCGCAGGCUACUGGAGGAAGACGAAGUAACAGAAGUUCAAGUGGUGAAGAAGCGGAUGAUGCCAUCGCCCAAAACGGCAACGGCAAGGGUAAAGGAAAGAAAGCUCAACCUGAUUUGGCACCUGUCGGUGAAGAAGAUUCUGACGAAGUCGAAUCUUCAGCUGUCUCUUCCAACGCGGCAAGACAACAAUUGAAUAGCGAACUCGAACAUGAUGCUAUUCCAGACUCUCCUAAUGGCCAUGACGUGUCUGGCGCUACACUUCUCCCAGGAGACUCUGAUGCCGAUGGUGGUGAAAUUGAUGCCAUUGCCAUGGUUGAAUCGCUUCCCAACCUACAGGCUGCAUCCUCAAGACUUCUAGACUUUUUCUCAUCCAGUUUCUCAUCACCUAGCCGCAUCGCAGAUUUGGCACGAAAUUUGGCAAAUCCAAAGAGCAGUCAGACCAGGAAGUUGCAAUAUCUGAGCAAUAACUUUUCUUCACAGGUGGAGUUGUUUGGCUCGGAUGUGUAUAUUUCAGUUGAUAAAGUGGCUUCCAUCUUCCCGCCUAUCGAUCAUGAUUCAAAGACUUGGCGCGUUGAUGGCAUCAUUUACAAGUCAAACUGUGCCCAACUUGCUCUGGAGAUUUUGACUCGUAUUACAAUGACUGAAGAUGUUGAAGAAAGCCUGUAUGCACUCGAGGGGCAAUUUCCACUGCCGUUCCUCAGUGCACUGGCUAAUGAAAAUUUGGCCAAAAACGCAGGUAUCAGUGCUCUCCGACGACAGACAUUUGAUUUGGCACUUCAAGUGAGGACUCAGUUUCUGAAGAUGCGUCUUAUCGUUGAGAAGGAUGUUAAAGGACUUGACCCUAACUUGCUACUACACGACGUGUUUUACAACGAAAAUCUUGAUUCACAAGCAUCAGCAGAAGCAGCCUCUUCUCUCCGUGGGUUCUCUUUGCCAUCCUUCCAAGAUGUUGAAGGAAAUCUCCCCGAACAAUAUGUCCAAGAUGUUACCGACCGCAUCCGUGAAAUCACUGCAUGUUUCAAGGCAGAUGGUCAAGUAGACUUCGAUGCCCUUGAUGAGCGGUUUCCUUGGGAGGAGUUCAUCUUCACUGUGGCGAAAUGGCUUCGUUCACGAACUGAAGAGCUCAAUCGUCACCUAGAACGCCAACCGCGCGUGGAGGAUAUACUUGAUAAGCUUGAAAAUGCCAUCAACCAAGGAAGCCAAGAAGAUACGGUUCAUGACACUGAAAUGGGUGACGGAGCCGAGCCAGCAUCUCAAAGCCAAAAGGCUAGCCAGCAACAGCGACGUGAGCUACUCCCACCGGCGGAGAUUAGAGAAAGGCGGGAAGCAGGCGAGCGACAAUCUUUCGGCGGUUUCCAGAACAUUGUAGCCUUAGCUCGCGCCAAGGAGCGUCUGAGCACAGGUGGAAAACAAACAACACCAGACUUUGGACGUCAACUCUCAAAGCUGACCUCUAAGCCAACUGCGCGGAGAUCACUUCCAGUAACACCUGCUUCGAGGCACCCCAGAGGGUCCGAGGCGUCUGCCACACCCGGUGCGCAAUUGGAUUCUGGCGAUCUAGGAUACCAGCGUGCAGUACAGGGAAGAGCAAAUGGAAGACAACCUGGUGCGCAGGCAUUCAUCGACCGCCAAACUAAUGCUACUAGAGUGUCGCCGAUUGAUUCUCAGAGACUCGGUGAUGGUAUCCGCUCGUCGCGUAAACGCGCACGAGAAGAUGACGUGGAUGAAGAUGAAGAUGGAGAAUUCGAGAGUGACGAUCGACGCCUAGACAUACAUGAUAGGCGUGCUCAAAAGCCCGUGCAAACUGCAAAACGGCCAAGACAUGAUUUAACUGAUUCUCUGGCUGCUCGCGCUGGUCCGUCAGACGCUCAAGGCAGGGAUGUUGUGCUUGCUGCUCCUCAACCAUCCCAAGCAUCACCCAUAAAAGUGCCACAGACUCGUCGACCAUGGACGAGAGAGGAAGAUGAGCAAUUCAUCCGUCUUGUUGAGGAGUAUGGUAUCAGCUGGUCCAAGAUCAAGUCACAGGAUGAACUUUCUGGGCGAGUUCUACAUCUGCGGAAGCAGGUUGAUUUGAAGGAUCGAGCACGAAACAUAGUGAUGAUCAGGCUAAAGGGCGGUACACCGUACGAGGAGCUUCCAAAAAACUUUGAGUUGGUUCCAUUGAAAACGGCGGAUAUUGAGAAUCUUCGAAAGAGGAACAUUCAGAUUCCGGAGCGGGUACAGAGACGUCAAACGAACUAUUUCUUAUGA